CUCGCUAUUCUCGUCACACAUUCGUUUUCCAUCCUCUCGCGCUGGUCUCAGCCCCAUCUACACAGCAUCGCCGCCGCCGCCGCAUCCCCUUUGCAUCUCCUUCGCCGGAAGCGGUGCUCCGUCGAGGCUCGCCGACGCUCCGGCCAAAGCCCUCCAUCAUCUCCUUCCACACGCUCCAGUGCAUCCCGGACCCUCCCACGCUCGGCUCCUAAGUUCUUCAAGAAUUACUUCGACAUCGUGCGACGGAACAACGAACACCUCCACGACUUCCUCUGCUCCGUGCAGGGCCUCCACGCCGUCCUCAUCAACACAACGUGCGGCCAUGCCCUUGAAGCCGUGAGGAAGCUGGGAGUCCUUGUCAUGGAGUUCUACCCGUCUGACGUCGGCGCCCUCGCCAUGACCCUCCAGGUUCCUUUGCUUGUUGCUGGUAACAGCUUUGGAACUCGGUGCUCAUGGAGGUCAUGGGCGUCGGCGUGGAGAUGGAGGGAUGGCUGGAAGAGCUUGUCAUGGCCAACGAGGUGGAGGCGAAGGUGAGGUUGGCCAUGGAGUCCGAGCAAGGAAAGAAGCUCAGAGACCACGUCGAGGCGCGCAGGGAAGCCACGGCCAUGACCUGGAAGGACGGUGGCCUUCGGCGUCGCACAGAGUGUGUUUCGCCACAGCCGAGUCCGCGUCGACACCGACAACGCUCGCCUCACCCGACCGCGUCGCGUCACCCGCACGGAGUUUGGCUUCCCCCGCUUGACGCGGCCCGCAAUUCCCGCAGCGACAUGUCUCGUGGGCGCAGUUGCCGAGUUACCAAUUGCCGCUCAGGAAGCCGAGCACCGGCGACGCCGCCGGAGUCCGCCGCAGCGGUCACAGCACCGCGGCGCUAUCUCUCGACGAUGACGCGUCCACCACCUUCCCCGACGGCACCAGCAGCGGCACACUUAUCGCCUCCUCCCGCUGGGACUUCGAGCAGCGCGCUGCCCCGACGAGCUCCGGACUUACCGCGGCCUGCUCGAGCGUUGCGGCAAGUUGCUGAGCAGCAUCCAGGCGUUCACAGCUGGCGACGACCAGCAGCCGUGCCAGAUGUCCGUGCUUGACGCGGCGGCAUUCCUCGCCGACGAGGACUCGCUGUCGUCGUCGAGGUCAAAGCGCACCAUCUUCACGCCCGCCCUGACGAGCUCCGGACUGACCGCGGCCUGCUCGAGCGCUGAGGCAAGCUGUUGAGAAGCAUCCAGGCAUUCACGCCCAGCGACGACCAGUAGCCGGUGUUCGUGCUCGACGCGGCGGCGUUCCUCGCCGACGAGGACUCUCGGUCGUGGUCGGAUUCAAAGCGCGCCAUCUUCGCGCCCGUCCCGAUGAGCUCUUCGGCAAGCUGCUAAGCAGCAUCCUUCCCCUGCCCAAACACUACGAUUUUUAUAUGUGCUGUGAGCGGACACCGGCGAGCCGAGACGAAGAAACAACACGAGCUUCUUGGGGUCCUUCUCCAUCCGUUCAUUGGCGGACGCCGAGACGAGGCAGGAGCACGCAUUAACUCCAGGGCUUUUAAAGUUUCAAUUCUUUUUAGCAAUAGUGGUGAAUAAAUUUGCCCAUUGUUGCUUGUUUUUCCCCUACACUUUGCCGGGCGAAAGAAAGAAACCUACAACACAAUUGUUUUUGCACAUUCUGAUUACUGAGAUUUUGUUUCAAAA
Oryza sativa Japonica Group (Japanese rice) is the source of this 1673-nucleotide messenger RNA. NCBI's taxonomy places the organism in Eukaryota, Viridiplantae, Streptophyta, Magnoliopsida, Poales, Poaceae. The record is from RefSeq and is a predicted model, not a curated record.